AGCACAGGUGUGAUCAUGAUCCAGGAAUACCGGUAUGUGAAAGUUCCUUGGUGCUUGAUGAAAAACCAACCUUGAUGCAAGCAUCCUUGUCCACAGAAUGUAGGAAAGUCAGGCCAAGUUGCCCUGAAACAUUGACUCAGGAAGAACCAAGGACUGAGGACAAGUGUACAGAAUGUAGGAAUGUCAGGCCAAGUUGCCCUGAAACAUUGACUCAGGAAGAACCAAGGACUGAGGACAAGUGUACAGAAGGUUCAGGAAACGAGCCACCAAGGUUGGACGGAGUCAGGGAAAGAUGCAGACAACUGCUGGUACAGGCCUUGGAGACAGGAACACAUAAUGUGCAGCUGGUGACAGAUCUGGUGACAAGCAUUGAGGAUCAUAUCUUCUGUGAGUUCAAGAACACAGGCACAAAGUACAAGAACAGGGUACGGAGCCGUGCUGCUAACCUGAAGGACCCGCGGAACCCUGAGCUGAGGAGGAGACUGAUACAGGGAGAGAUCACACCUCAGCAGAUGGCCACCAUGUCAGCACAGGAGAUGGCCUCAGAUGAAGUGAAGAAGUUUCGCAGACAGGUGUCAGAGGAGUCCAUCCAGAGACGACAGGUUCCCCACGCUGAUGGGACCAUGACAGACAUGUUCAAGUGUGAGAACUGUGGGCGGGAGAACUGCUGCUACAACCAGUAUCGAGGCUUCUCGGCAGAUGGCCCCAUUGCAUCACCAUUUGUCUUCUGUAUGGACUGUGGCAACAGAUGGAAGUUUUUCUGAAGCUAUGGGACUGAUGAUGAUGAUUUUCUGAAGCAGGAAAUGCUAUCAGUGUGUGGAAUUUUCCCUCGGACUGACAUAUUGGCAUGCAGCUGUUGAGUGAUCAGCAGUCACUUUUGGAUCAGAAGUUUAGAGCUUGAGAGUUCUGAAGCCAUAUUGGCAAGUGAUGCAGAGGGAUUACCCAAAGGAGGGUCAGCAUGCCUUUUGAAAUAAGGCAUACCAAUCUAUUUAUGUCAUGAUUUGUUGUAGCUGACCCACCCUUAUUCAGUGCUGUGGUCAAUCAUUUGUGAAGCAUAAUUACUUUAAUUCUGUUAUCCUGAAGCAUAAUUGCUUUAAUUCUGUUCAAUCAAUUCAUCAAUGAGUGUUAGAGACAAAUUAUUUCUGUCAGAAAGUUUGAAUGUCAGAUUGUCACGUAGCAAGUCUGGCUGUGUUGAUGUUCAAAGCCAGACACCCUAUGAAUACAAUGGAACAAUCCAAUGAACUUGUUCCCAAAACCUUUUGGAAGAACAAGUUAUUUUACCAUUAAGCAUUGCUGGUCCUCCUGAAUUUACUGUAAGCAUUUCCAGGAUCCCUCCUAAAUGACAGUCUCAUGUUUAUAAGGAGUAAGUAUCAACUCCGUAAUGUUAAUUAGAAACAUGUACAUAGUAUGCAGAAGAAGCAGGAAAACUUUUUAAAUCUUUAAUUUUAAAUUUCAUUUCUUCAAUAUAGACACUGUAAACAGCAAUAUUUUAAUUGGGAAAUAAAUUUAACUUUUUUGCACAUAACAAAUAAUUCACUUGCAGUACUAGUGGUAUUCACUCAGAACUAUAACAUGACAGAAUUAACAGUUUAUAAACACAAUCAAAUUUUUACAUCAAAUCUGUUUGGGAUCUUCUUCCACACAGUGGACAAUAGUACACACUGAAAGUCAACCAAAUAACUACUAUGACUACAAUUACAACUGCAAAUUAAAGCAGUAUUUGUCCUAAGUUGAUUCCAAAUAGAAGUCUUUUAAAAUAACAUCAAUCAUUAUUCUCUUUUCAUUGAAAAUCUAAGACAGUAUUUUGCUAACAUCUUGAAAGUUAAUUUGACCUACCAGCAACGAAUACAUGUACAUAAUAUUGGCACAGAAAUACAGAUCUCUUGUUAUUUGUCAUCUUUUGUCAUUGUUACAAAUCAAUAGUCAGAGACUUUUGGAACUCUGUUUUUAACAUCAUCUUUUCAUCAAUUAAUGUAUACCUGAGAUUGACUGAGUGUUAGGAACAGAAUACCAACUGAAGAUAAUGCUACAUGUA
Molecule: messenger RNA, 2035 nt
Organism: Branchiostoma floridae (Florida lancelet)
Lineage: Eukaryota; Metazoa; Chordata; Leptocardii; Amphioxiformes; Branchiostomatidae
Product: transcription elongation factor A protein 1-like
Exons: 5
Coding region: 75-764 (229 amino acids)
Biological process (GO): DNA-templated transcription
Cellular component (GO): nucleus
Molecular function (GO): nucleic acid binding; zinc ion binding
Source: RefSeq, a predicted model, not a curated record